Schizosaccharomyces octosporus yFS286 is the source of this 1071-nucleotide messenger RNA. Its product is annotated as siroheme synthase. The record is from RefSeq and is a predicted model, not a curated record. The transcript has 2 exons. Lineage: Eukaryota; Fungi; Ascomycota; Schizosaccharomycetes; Schizosaccharomycetales; Schizosaccharomycetaceae. The coding region runs from base 101 to 892 and encodes 263 amino acids. Gene Ontology annotation, biological process: siroheme biosynthetic process. Gene Ontology annotation, molecular function: protoporphyrin ferrochelatase activity; precorrin-2 dehydrogenase activity.
UUAUGAAUAUAAUUAAUUUUUACGCCCGAUCUACAAUUACCCGGUACCUGCAUUACGCGUAUCUUUACUUACCCUAUACGAACCUGUUCAAUUCAUAAAGAUGUCUUCUGAAUUUCCAGCAAUUCAGCCUGGAGGGUCGUUGAUUUUAGCUUGGCGUAUCCAAGGAAAAAAGGUCCUAGUAGUUGGAGGCGGCGUUGUUGCUUCUGGCAGAAUUAAUCAUGUGCUAAAUGCUGAUGGAAUUCCAAUUGUUGUCAGUCCUGAGAGCGGACUUUGUAAAGAGGUAGCAUAUCGAAUCAAUGAGAAGCAAGUUGAAUGGAGAAACCGAGAAUUCUCUCCAGAUGACAUUACAGAGGAUAUAGCUAUGGUUUUAUCGGCUGUUGAUGAUCCCUCUUUGUCUACUCAAAUUUAUAAAUUAUGCCAGUCAAAACGUGUCCCUAUCAACGCAGCUGAUAUUCCACCAGAAUGCGAUUUCUAUUUUGGAGCAGAAAUACGCGAAGGGCCACUUCAAAUUAUGGUUAGUACAAACGGAAAAGGUCCUAAGCUUGCUACUAUUAUCCGAGAUCACAUUCGAAACAGCCUUCCGAACCAUGUUUCUGGCGCGAUUACUCAGACCGGUCUUUUAAGACAAAAGCUCAGAGAAAUAGCACCUACGCCUGAACAGGGAAAGAAACGCAUGAGGUGGAUGAUUCGCCUUUGUGAAAAAUGGACUUUGAAUGAAUUGGGAUCUCUAAAGGAAGAGCAAAUGGACAAGUUAUUGUGCCAUUUUCCAUCUUCAGUCCCUACAUACAAAGAAUUAGUGAGCUCACCACCCAACAUUCUCGAAAACUGUGUUUGGGGAACUACUAUUCUGUUGACUGGAGGUCUAAUUCUUGCAAAGUACUGGAAACACUGAUUUACAAAUCUAAUAUUGUUUUGAUUUGGUGUAUUUUUUUUGAAUGGAAAUCCAAAUGAAUUGAGUAUUCAAAUCUAGUAUCGUUCGUUUAUUUUACAAAAUUUAAGAUUAGUCAAUUCUGUUACGAUUAUUAAGAACCAUCAAAAAGUUGUAUUUUAAUAUUAUCUUUACAAAGUGUA